Ornithorhynchus anatinus (platypus) is the source of this 3832-nucleotide messenger RNA. RefSeq lists its product as uncharacterized. The transcript is spliced from 19 exons. Lineage: Eukaryota; Metazoa; Chordata; Mammalia; Monotremata; Ornithorhynchidae. The record is from RefSeq and is a predicted model, not a curated record. The coding region runs from base 278 to 3580 and encodes 1100 amino acids.
GGGGGAAGGGGCAGCCCUGCUGCUCUAGAGUCAAAGGGAAGGAAAGGCUGCUGUCACUCUCCUCUCAGGGCUCAACCCCACUCCCUCUUCUCGGCUCCAAGUUCCAGCUCGCAGGCUGAGAAACCUAGACUGACCAGGAUGGAUUGACCUCAGCUCUGCACUUACUGUUUGCAGAGCUCUGAACUUUGCUCGGAAGAGUACGGUAUAACAGAGUUGAUUGACACGUUUCCCACCCACGGUCGACCUGUCAUCUUGUCCAGCCUCUGCCUUCCAGCAAAUGACUCCAAUGAGUGACUCAGCCAGGACAUGUUCAGGAUGGACAACUCGUUCCUCUGGUGGCCAUGACCCUCCCCACUGCAGGGAUUGCACCUGGAUGGGGAUUCUCCUCACAGCUUUGGUCCUGAGCACCUGGCUACCCACAGCGUCCCUGCAAUUGACCCUGGUGUCCAUCCCACCGCAGCCUACUGAGGACCAGGUUGUCACUCUCUCUGUCCGGGGAGUUCCCAGGACAGCAAGGAAGUUCUGCUGGUACCGGGGCAGGGUUCUCCCUGACACCCAGAUCCUCAUCUAUGAUAUCGCAACACAGAGCAACUUGCCCGGGCCCGCUCACACUGGCCGGGAGGUGGGGCUGGCCGAUGGUUCCCUCCAGAUCCAGGAAGUCAGGGAAGACGACGCUGGCCAGUACACCCUACAGGUCAUCAGCCUUCUUGCCGGCAGCCCACCACUCACCGGGACUGUUAAUUUAAAACUUUCUGGGUUUCCCACCGGGACUGACCGUUCACCUCAGUCCUCUGCGGUAUCAGGGCUCCGGAUCGUGCCAGUUCCCCAGCAUCCCAGGGUCGGGGAGGACAUCACCCUGUCUAUCUGGGGCCUGCCGGGGCUGCCCAAGACCUACACGUGGUACCGCGGGGCGGCGGGAAAACCCCAUCUCAUCCUCCGCUAUAACACCGGUGUUGGUGUCUCCAACUGGCUUCUGGGCCCGGCCCACAGCGGGCGGGAGGCGGGCACCAAGAAUGGCUCGUUGCUCCUCCGAGACGUCAGCCCCCAGGACUCCGGGCGCUACAUCGUGCACGUGGUCACCUUGCAGGGGAAAGAGGAGGCCUCCAUCACCAUCGAUGUCUCUCUGGGGCCCACGACCCCCCCAGCGGAGAAGGUGCCAGGGUUUCCCACCGGGACUGACCGUUCACCUCAGUCCUCUGCGCUUUCAGGACUCCAGAUUGUGCCAGUUCCCCAGCAUCCCAGGGUCGGGGGGAACAUCACCCUGUCUAUCUGGGGCCUGCUGGAGCUGCCCAAGACCUACACGUGGUACCGCGGGGCGGCGGGAGGCCCCCAUCGCAUCCUCCGCUGUAACACCGGUGGUAGUGCCCCCAACUGCCUUCCGGGCCCGGCCCACAGCGGGCGGGAGACGUGCACCAAGAAUGGCUCGUUGCUCCUCCGAGACGUCAGCCCCCAGGACUCCGGGCGCUACAUCGUGCACGUGGUCACCUUGUGGGGGAAAGAGGAGGCCUCCAUCACCAUCGACGUCUCUCCGGAGCCAACGACCCCCCCAGCGGAGAAGGCCCCAGUUCCCGUUCCCUCUCUUGCAGCCUCCGGAGGGAUUAUUGCCGCCCUGGUGGUGGGAAUCCUGGUGGGCACCUCGCUGCUGGGGGCGCUGGGGUAUUGGCUGUUCCACUUCCGCCGCAGAUCCAGAGGUUCACCUAGGUUAACGGAGACAGUCGACAGCGGAGAGAAGAAGCUGUCGGUGCUGCGAAACAGAGAUCAAGGAAAUGCGUAUGAAGACUUGAACUUUUCUUGGAAAAAGGCUAAGGACCCCAGUGGGACCACAGUGCCUAGCUUCCCGGAGAAACCGAUGUGGCCCUUGCCCAUCUAUGAGGACUUGCAGGUGGGAAACGCCGACAUUUACUCUGAACUUCAACUGCCGGCCUAUUUGCAUCUGGAAUAUGCCUCUGCCUGGAAGACAUUUACUGAAGGUACUACAGCCAUGAGGGCCUACUGGCUCAGAAGCUCUCCAAGGGAUGAGAUCAGCUAUGGGAGGAGGGAGGAGGGAGGAGCGGCUGACAGCGGCGCCCCCUGGCGGCGGGGCUGCGCGGAUGGCGGCGGUGGCGUCUCCCUCGGGCUGCGGGGUCCCUCCCGCCCGGUGGGGCCGCACCUGGACCGGGUUGCUCCUCGCAGGUGGGCUUUUAGUAGAAUUUCAAAGGAGGAGAAGUACGGUUUAGCUCAGAGGACAAGGAAAGGUGUUUCAAGUGGGGGAGACCGGUCUUCAGACAAGAAGCAGUCCUACUCUUUUGGGGUCCAUCUGGGAGGGCUUCCCGGAGGUGUCAUCACCAACCUCCUUCCCUCCCCCACUCUGCUCGCAGCCUCCGUUCUAACUGCUUGGCUACCUCCUGCGCCCGCACAGCUGACCGUCACUCCCAUCCCUCCCAACCCCCUCGAGGGCUGGGACGUGACGCUGUCUGUCAGCGGGGCCCCCGGCGGCCUGCUGCUCUACAACUGGUACAGGGGGGCGUCUCUCAGCCUGACUCAGAUGAUCCUCAGCUACAUCAACGCCACUGAGAUCCAGACUCCCGGGGCGGCCCACAGUGGCCGGGAGGCCGUUCACCCCAACGGCUCCCUCCUGAUCCAGAGAGUAACCUUAAACGACUCCGGCAGCUACCUUCUACAAUCCAUCAACCCGCAGUUCCAGACAGAAAUAGCGUUUGGCUUUUUGAGGGUUUAUGAAAGGUUUUCGAAGCCCAGGGUCACAGCGAACGGGACCAACGUGGUGGAGUACAGAGACUCUGUCGAGCUCACCUGCGUCACCAGCCACAUGGCUGACAUCCGCUGGUACUUCAACCACCAGCUCAUCCCGGGCAGCAGCCGGGUCCUAAUGAGGCCGGGGGUCAGAAGGGAAGAGGCCGGAGUUUACCAGUGCGAGGUCUGGAGCCUGCUGAGUGCCAACCGAAGUGAUCCUGUCCAGCUCACCGUCAACUAUGGCCCGGACCAUGUGACGAUCACCCAGGAGUCGGCGUUGCGCAAGGGCUGCACCAUCGAGGCGGAGCUCAACUCUACGCUGACAUUGUGGUGCGUCACCGAGUCCUGCCCCGAGCCCCAGUACGAGUGGACCCUGAACGGCACCAGCAGGGGGCGCCCGCAGGACUCCCUGCUCAUCGGCGCGAUGAGCUGGGAGCACCAGGGCGCCUAUACCUGCAUCGCCAAAAAUAACAAGACUCAACUCUCGGCCUCCGCCACCGUCUUCCUCACAGUGACCGUCAUGGCCUCAAGCUUCAUGAUUGUGCCCAUUCCCGCACGCCAGGUGGAGGGGCAGGAUGUGACCCUCUCCGUCCAGGGCUGCCCCAGGGACCUCCUGGUGUACGCCUGGUACCGAGGGACGCCGGAUGAGCCCAAUCGACUAGUCAGCCAGUUGCCGCUGGGGAACUGGAUCGCAGGGCCUGCCCACAGCGGCCGGGAGACCGGCUUCCCCAACUGCUCCUUGCACAUCCAGCACUUGAACGCCAGCGACUCAGGCCGCUACACCCUCAAGACCGUCACCCUGCAGGGCAAGACCGAGAUGCUGGAGAUCGAGCUGCGGGUCCUGGGGUAACGUGGGAGGAAGAGUAGAGCCACCGGGUGUAAAAGCAGCAGCAUAUCCUUGUAACAUCACAGCUCUCGUCACUGUCGUCCUUCUCCUCGUCUACACUUCCGGAACCCCUAGGUGCCGGCCUCUCUAACCAGCACUGGUAGUUUUGCUCUCCCUGUCCUCAGGAAGCUUCCUGUCUAAUGGGAAGAAGAGGCGUACUAGCCCUAAUUGCUGUUCUAACUAACCAAAUAAACCACCUUUACUGACCUCCUGGGA